Myxocyprinus asiaticus (Chinese sucker) is the source of this 6443-nucleotide messenger RNA. RefSeq lists its product as uncharacterized. The coding region runs from base 250 to 6327 and encodes 2025 amino acids. The record is from RefSeq and is a predicted model, not a curated record. The transcript is spliced from 23 exons. Gene Ontology annotation, molecular function: guanyl-nucleotide exchange factor activity. Lineage: Eukaryota; Metazoa; Chordata; Actinopteri; Cypriniformes; Catostomidae.
CAGACUCUCUGCACAUUGCAGUUUUCAGCAGGCUUUCUGCUCUUGUAUAAUCUUGUAAUAACUUGUUGCACUAUAGUUGUAAUGCACUGUAGUCCAUGUCUACUACCCUCCCCAAAUCGGACAGCAUGGAAUCAUCUUUGGAUGUGAGGAAUGGAUCCAUUCCAUCUCCAGAAGUAGAUUUGGAGUUUCCUAUGUUGGGGAUCACAGAUUUGAGGAUGACAGCUCAGUAGCCAGAAUACUGUCGUCAAGAUGUCUCAGAACCCUUCCUCUCUGGACUGGUCCAUUCAGAGCACACUGUCAUCUCUUUUUCCGCCAUUUGAGGCUACCGCUCCUACUGUUCUCAGCCAACUCUUUCGCAUCAUUGAGGAGCGUUACCAUGGAGAUGCACUGCAGUGCCUGCUGAACUUCCUCAUCCCAGCCAAACACAUCCUAGAGUGUGUGCAACAAGCUGCGUGUGCUACAUACUCUGAUGUCCUGUUCCGCUGUGAAGGCUGGCCGCUGUGCCUGAGAGAUCGCGUGGUGAUCCAACUCGCCCCCAUCAACCCGUUACUACUCCGACCAGGAGAUUUCUACCUGCAGGUGGAACCUUUUGGAGAUCAGUCAGCCCGAAUUGUACUCAAAAGCCUCCUUGUGCAGGAUGACCUCCAGGUGCAGGAGAAUCUCUGCUCCAGGGUGCUUGAAGGUCCAGUGGUCGAGGGGAUACCCCUACCCGAGACGUCCUACCCUUGCAUCUUCACUGAAUCUUGGUUAAAGGAAAUCAACGUGGGGCGUCAUGGUAAUCCGCUAGGUCAGUGUGUGCUUUCUUCAGACCAGGGGGUUGUGAAGGUACCUUGGGGUGAAGUUGCCAACCCAGAAUUCCUUGACAGACCCAAAACCACUAUCUGUUCAGAAACACAGACAUGCUCAACCACAACUCUCAGUGUGGAAGAACUUCAGACUAAGAUGUCGAGGAACAAAACACAGCCACAGAUGCCUGCAGAACUCUUACCACUUGAGAUGGAAACUAGCUUUCCAGCAAAUGAUGGCAUGGCUGUUUCUGUUCAGCUGGUGGAUAUUGGGACCAGACUGGUCAAGGUUGAUCAAGGACAUCCACACAUCAACAAUUUUGCAGGAAAACCGGUUGGAUGGGUCUCUCCCAACACCUGGGACAGCAGGCACAACCAAGAGCAAGAAGGAGAUUAUGUGGAUCUGUUGGAGCUUAUGAAGGACAAAGAGACAUUAGGCCUCAAGAAAAUAGCAAUGCCCACAAAUCCACCAAGCUUCAAGAUAGUCAGAACAGCUCAGCCAGCACCACAAAACAUCAUCAACUUCUGUGGUGAGGACUUUAGAGUUUUGGAUGAGAACUGCAACCCUUGCUUGCCAAACAAGCUGCUCUCGGAGGGCAUACAAAACAAACCAGAAUCCAAUUGCGGGUAUCAGCAUUCGUACAUGGCAGCUCUCAGAAACCCUGUGAAUUUUGAGAGAGCAAGCAUGCUCCCUGCCUUGGAUGAAACUAGGCCAGAAGUUGGGGACAUUAAGCCAAGUAGUGAGGAAUAUGGACUUGGCCUCGGACUUAAACUUUCGAGUUGCACAUUUGGCCAGACUCCAAACCAAACAGACAGAAACUCAAUACAAUCCUAUGAGAAUUCUGAGCCAAAAUUCUUCCAGAACUCAACCCAUCCAAGUCAGAGCAUACCUCAUGACUGUUGUUCAAUGGAAAAGUCUCUUGACCAGCAUAUGACACAGCUGAGCCCCAACAUGUUCCAAGCAGGACAACAAUACAAGUCAUUCCUUGCUGGGCAACAUGAUCUUCAUCAGACUAUACUAGGAAUUAAGGUGUUACCCAACAAAGGACACUAUUGUUUUAAUGACUACAUAAGACAAGAUCAGCUGCGGACUAGUGGCAAGAAGCAUACCAAAACCCAACACUUACCCAAAAUGGGACUCAGGGCUUUACCUGACCACAGCGGUUACAGACAAGAUGCUAAUCUGUGUUUGUGGAGAUUCAAUCCAAUUCAGCAUCCACAAAACCAGUUAACACAGACCUCUGAACAAACACCCCAACUAUUUCAGUCCCAAUGCAGUCAGAUUCUGUUGCAAAAUGAGAAUAGUACUUUGGAUUCCAGAAUCCUCUGUGAUGACAGACAGCAUGAGAGAGGCCCUGGUUCACCUGUGCAAAUGUUGAAAGUACCAGGUAAAAGCAAGUAUAAAUCACGCUCUUCAUCUUCUGUCUCAGAAACAGCCAGAGAGUGUCUACAGUCACACAAACUGACUAACAGAAGCCACAGUGAAAACUGUCCAGAGACCAUCCCCACCUUGACUGCCAUUCAAGAAAUAAAACACACAAAUAAUUUGGUGUCCCCUAAAUUAAACAGACGACAAGAAGCAAGAAAAGCCUUCUCAUCUGGAAAAGCUGAAACUCCAUCGCCUCCUGUUGUUAAUGGAGUCGAAUUCCAGACAGAUCAGCUCUUAAUGGGUCAGUGUGAGAAUGGAGUGCAGGUGAAUCUACUGUCCCAGGACUCCACUAUCAAGAGUCUUCUCCAGCUGGGCAUUAUCAGUCUGCCAGGCAAUCGUGACAGAGCUGGUCGAGCUGUGGUUGAGGUGUAUGGGGGCAGAAAAUGCUGGGCGUCCUCUCAACUCUCUCCUCUAGAUCUCUGUAGACUACUGCUCUACCUGCACUCCAUACCCAGGAUGGAGGUACGAGAGCUGGGACUGACCAUUGUGAUUGACAGCAGGAAGUGCCCUCUGCCAUCUGUGUUCUAUAAGUCUUUGCUCAUGGUUCAGGAGCAGGCUCUUCAUGCAGUGCACACUAUCGUAAUGCUUAUUGAUAAAGAUGUAAAUCCUCGACCGGAAAGACAUCCCGGACUGCAGAUAGAUGUCAUGAUGUCACUGAAAGCUCUUCAUAAAAUGGUUGAUGCACUGCACUUGACCUCUGAACUUGGCGGAACCUUCCCCUACAGUCACAGUGACUGGCUACAAUUUCACCAGAAAUUGUCCCUCUUUGAACUCGAUCUACAAGCUGCAUCUUCUUUACUACAAAUAGCAAUCAGAAGACUUGAUGUUAAAAAAAUGACCACGGCAAAGGAAGUGAAGUCCUGCAUCCAGGAGCAGCAGAGCUCCAUGAAAAUGGUGCUCGAGGACAUGCGAUUGGUUUCUCUCCAGAGAGAGGGCGGGGCAAUUCUUGCCAGAAUGAGGAAGGAGGAGUCUCGGUUCACUCAGUCUGAAGACUACAGGGACUCUUUAGAGUCUGUGUCGUGUCUUUAUAACAAGGUUGAAGAGGCCAUUCACAUGCUGGUGAUGAAAUCCAACCAGUCACUGCAACACUUCGAACAUGUUCUGCUGUUGAGAGAGACAGAGGACCAACUUUACACUAUCCAACAGUGGUGUGAUACAGAGGAGCAGUCGUGGCAGAAAGACAAAGAUGACACACAGAAAACUCUUCUGACAAUAGAGCAAAGUCUACAGGAUAUUCAAUCAGUUCUGAUUCAAGCAAAGGAGAAAAAAGAAAAAGGGAUGUUCUUGAUAAAGGAAGUGGAGAGAAAAAGCAAAGGAACACAUUUUCCUGAAACUGACUCUUUUUGUCUUUACAUCACCGCUUUCAAAACCAACAUGACUGGCUUUCUCUUGAAAGCUGAGGAACGUAAAUGUGAUCUGGAAACAUCUGUUGAUCUAUAUCAAUUCUGUGAACAGGCAUCAUCUCUGGUUAAAGAGUGUAUGGAGUAUUUAGAACGAGUAAAGAAUGUGAACUCUCCAAUGCAUGCCAGCUUGAGCACACUGAAGGCUUUUGAGGAGCGAUUCAGAGACUUCACACCCCAACACUUUGAAGAGAAGAGUAAUGCACUUCUCAAGAGGCACCCAGACGGGAUCUGGAUGUGGAAUGCAGUCUGGGCUCAGUGCCGAGACAUCAGACAGAGGCUUUCGGAGAUACUGCAGGCCUCUCAUAGAAAUGAGACACCACUGGGAUCUUCACAAAAGGAAACCAUGGUGCAAGACGAAGCCGACUUAGAAGGCGGAAUUACCACUAACCAUAUAGACAUGGACACUGAUCCCAAAACAUACCCUGUUGGUGGUAAUACGAAGAACCAAAAUAGUCAUGUUGGACAAAGCGAUAAUGAGACAUUGAUGCAACUCCAAUUUAAAUCUGAGACUAGAGCAAAACAAGGGAAUACAUCUUCAGGGAGCCCAAACUCAGACCCAACAAUGACCGAAAACUCUGACAAAGAAACUACACUGAUUGAUCAUUAUGUUCAUCAAGGUCCAUCAAAAGAUCUUCAACAAUCAUGUGAGCUCAAAGAGCAAAUUCCGCCCCAAGUGUGCUUGAAUAAAAGCAGUCGCAAUGUUUCCACCUCACACAAUAGCCAAACCGUGAAAUUAGGGAAGUGUCUUCAAACCUACUCUCACAGUGACAGUAAUCUCGGAAAAGCCGGUCGGGUCAACGAGCACGACCGCUUACCAUAUAUUCAAACCCUUGUCCGCUCGCAUAGUGAGGGAUCUUUCGCUUUAUCCAACAGGUAUCAUGUUUCUGUGAGCAAAACCAAAGCUAACGUCAAGCUCAUGGUCCAUCUGAACAACCAAACAUCUGUAGAUUCCUGUCAAGAAGGUUUCUCACUGAGAUCUUCAAGCCCAGUCAGUGAUUUGGAUAGAGCAUCAUGGAAUGGACAGAGAUCUAAACUGUCUCACCAGUACAGCUUCAGUUCUAGCGCAUCUGGACUGAGCCAAAGCGAGAUUAACAAGAAGACAUACAGUGACACCGAAUUGGGCAACAAGGCCUUGACAUCUCCAGGCAGAUCGCAAGAUGAGUCGACCACUAGGCCUGUCUUUUCAGUGGACAACAGCAGUACUUUACUUAAACUCCAGUGCAUCAUAGAGGAGUUGCUCCAAACGGAGAGGGAGUAUGUAAAAGUGUUGGGGUACGUGGUGGAGCAAUACAUCCCAGAGUUGGAGCGUCCUGAUGUUCCUCAGGAACUCAGGGGACAGAGAGGAAGCAUCUUUGGAAAUCUGGAGAAACUGCGAGACUUCCAUGAGCAUCACUUUCUGAAAGAACUGGAGCUCUGCCUGAAGGAGCCCUUCUGUGUCGGACGCUGUUUCUUAAAACAUAAAGAACAAUUUGGCCUGUACGCUUUAUACAGCAAGAACAAACCGUGCUCUGAGAAACUGCUCAUUGAACAUGGCAAAGAGUUCUUUAAGCAGAAACAGCAGUUGUUGGGUGAUAAGAUGGAUCUGUCAUCCUAUCUUCUGAAACCCGUCCAGCGCAUCACUAAAUACAGUCUGCUGCUGCAGGAUAUGCUGCGUGAAUGCGAGUCUGGACCACACACGGGCCGCGAGCGAGUUGAGAUACAGACCUCACUCGAGAUCAUCCAGUUUCAGCUUCGGCACGGCAACAAUCUGCUCGCCAUGGAAGACAUUCAGGAGUGUGAUGUGAAUCUGAAGGAACAAGGGCAGCUCAUUCGUCAGGAUGAGUUCCUGUUGACAUUCAGGAAGAAGAAAUUUUACCGUCACAUUUUUCUCUUCCAAGAUCUCAUACUCUUCAGCAAGACCAGGAGAACUGAAGUUGGGAAUGACACGUACAUCUACAAACAAUCGUUCAAGACAUCAGACAUCGGUAUGACACAUAAUUUUGGUGACAGCGGUCUGUGUUUUGAGAUCUGGUUUCGAAGAAGGAAGUCACAGGAUACAUAUGUACUUCAGGCACAAAGUCGAGAAGUGAAAGAAAACUGGGCCAAAGACCUGCAGAGAAUUCUGUGGGAACAAGCCAUUCACAACAGAGAAGUUUGUAUGCAGGAGAGAGUGUUCAUGGGAAUCGGACACAAACCUUUCAUGGAUAUCCAACCUAGUGAGAUGGCCAUCAAUGACCGAGCGAUCAACUGUGCACUGAGCAGACGAGGUUUUCCUGUCCUCCGGUUAAAUUCUGUUGGCUCGGCCAGCUGUGCAUCAUCCUCCUGCAGCCAUUCGUCUUCCUCCUCUGGGUGGGGUUCCCUGCCUCCUGUGGGCAAUCUGAUUGGUCAAAGCAGUGGAGAUCUGGUACGGUUCAGACAUGGAACCUCGGGAAUCCUGGAGGAAGAUGAUUUAGACCAUGAGAGUGGAAACCACAGUGUACUUGUUGAGAGUUCAGAAUCAUCUGGAGAAAGUGUAAGUUGCUUCAGCAGUUCUGGCCACAGCUGCCAAUCUGUGAUUGGUGGAGGUGCAGAACACGUCCCAUCUGAGGUGCCCGUCACUGUUGUGACAAAACUAUGUGCCCACAAGCAGGAGAGCAAAGUUAAACCCACUAACCCAACAAACCAAGCAAGGAACCAGCCACGCUCCAAAGUUCAAGGGAAAACCAUAAUUGGAAAGUCAACUGAAUUGUAGUUCAUCAAGUAUGUUUGUUCUACUAAAUCUUCAAACGUUGUUUUAUGUUAUCAUACAUCAUGCCAAUGGACCACUAAACCUGUGAUACUGUAAAUAAAGCUUGUUUUAUGUAUUUA